GCUACUGCCGCUACUGCUGCUGUGUGCUGUAUGGGGAUGGUGUGUGUGCGUUCGCAUUUGCUGCUGUUGCUACCACGGCUGCCGAGGCUGGAGCUUGGGGCUAGUUAAGAGGAGGAAGAAGCUAAUGACGGCAGCGUGCGUCGCAUAGCCUUUUUAACCCCCACUGAGCACAACGGGAAAAGAAAAAAAAAAUCAAGUGGACACGACGCCACACUGACAGGGGGAGCAAGAGAGAAGAAGAAAGAGAGGGGGUCAGACUGACCAACCGACCGACUGAUUGACCACUAAAAAGUGAACAGAGGAAUAGAGAAAGGAGGGGGUCUGGGUUUUUGUCUUUUCUUUGUCCAUCUCCCCCACUAACUAAUCCACACAAACAAAAGGCUAAGAACAUUUGAAAGGACAGAGGAAUUUUCAUCCUUCAACCUCUUCUUCAAUACCACCCCCUCUUAUCUCCCUCUUUUUUUCCUCCUCACUGCCUUGGGUUGCGGUGUGCAGAAAAGAUAGUAUUUGUGUGUGUUUGCGCGGUUGCCUGUGCUAUGGAGACUUGGGGAAGGCGUCUAGCAGGGGGAUCGACUGUCGGAUUCCAAGGACAAGCAAGAGAAGAGGAGCCAACAGCAAGAAACGAGCAGGGGAACACUGCUGCUUUGGGAGCCUGACUGGAUUCCUUUCUAUAAGUUUUUUUUUCUUUUUCUAAUUAACAAGGAGAAGGGAAAAAACAACAUUUACAGAGGGCCUUCAACCCUUUCUGUUCGGAUGUGUGGAUUUACAACAGGGUUCAUCUUGGUUAAGCUCUUUGGCAUUGAUUUCGGUUUUUACAGAGCAGGCAUAAAAAGGCUUUCUUUGCUGCUCUUGGGAUAUAUAUACAUUUGAUUUGAACACCACAGCUCUUUCUGUGAUUGCAAAAAGGAGGGAAGCUAUAUAUCUCAAUUGAAGGACCUGUAAUAAUAACUUGAGGUAGGUGUCUAGUGUUUCAACCCCUCUUUGCAUCAAUUUGUAACACCCUACCCUCCCUUCCGUCUUGUAUAAGGUUUUUGGUUGCUUAAUUUGUCAUCAUGUCCUUCUCAUACACACGUUUCAGAGAAGCCAGCCUACUCCUCCCUCCCCUCCCCUCCCGCCCCUGAGCACAGUAGAUGGGGGAAAAAAGUACUGCUUAAUUGAGGAUAGGGCAAGUCCUCUUGCCCCUUUCUAAGCAUCCAAAACCCACCUCCUCCCCUUGUCCUCCUGCCAACUUCACCCCCCCUCCCCCACCUAAAUUCCUUAAACGCUACAACCAACCUGCCAUUUCCACUGUCCAAAAAGCCCCCAAACGCCCACCCCUAACACCCUCCCGUCCUCCCCCCCGGAUGAUGCUGAAUUAUGAACGUGCCACAUCAUGAGUCUCCUGGGGCGGGUAGCUGUGCAUCGUGCCAGGAAAGCCGCCCUGCUCUGUGUAUUCUUCCUGAUGGCGCGAGCGUGGAGCAGCGCCUCGCUGGCCUUGGCGGGGGCGGCGGUGGCUUCAGGACCCCAGGGCUGCCCGCCGCAGUGUUCCUGCAGUAGUCAGCAGGGGAAAGUGGUGUGCACACGACGUGGCCUCACCCGUGUGCCCCCAGGUAUUCCCGCCAACACGCGGCACCUCAAUCUAAUGGAAAACGCCAUCGAGGCGGUGCAGGCUGACUCCUUCCGGCACCUGCACCACCUUGAGGUGCUCCAGCUGGGGCGCAAUGCCAUACGGCAGAUUGAGGUGGGCGCGUUCAAUGGACUAACCAGUCUCAACACGCUGGAGCUGUUUGACAACCGGCUGACAGUGGUGCCCAGUGGCGCCUUUGAGUACCUGUCUAAACUAAGAGAACUUUGGCUAAGGAACAACCCCAUUGAGAGCAUCCCUUCCUAUGCCUUCAACCGGGUGCCCUCCCUUAUGCGACUAGACCUGGGAGAGCUGAGGAAACUGGAGUACAUCUCAGAAGGAGCUUUUGAGGGACUGCAAAACCUGAAGUACCUCAACCUGGGCAUGUGCAACAUAAGGGGCGAUAUGCCCAACUUGAGCCCCCUGAAGGGACUAGAGGAGCUAGAGAUUUCAGAGAAUCUCUUCCCAGAGAUCAAGCCAGGUUCCUUCAAAGGCCUCCGUUCACUCAAAAAGCUAUGGGUGAUGAACUCACAGAUCACAGUUAUAGAGCGUAAUGCUUUCGAUGACCUUUCUUCUUUGGUGGAGCUCAAUCUGGCCCACAAUAAUCUGAGCGCUUUGCCACAUGAUCUGUUCUCACCGCUCAGGUACCUGGUGGAGCUCCAUCUCCAUCACAACCCUUGGAACUGUGGCUGUGAGGCUGUGUGGUUAGCACGCUGGCUAAGGGAGUACAUCCCCACUAACUCUACCUGCUGUGGACGCUGCCACUCACCUGCCAGCAUGAGAGGUCGACAGCUGGUGGAGGUGGACCGGGGUGAGGGUGCUGCUCUCCAGUGUUCUGCCCCCUUCAUUGCGGAUGCUCCACGGGACUUGAACAUCUCAGCCGAGCGAGUAGCCGAAUUUCGUUGCCGCACAGCCCCAAUGUCUUCAGUGCGCUGGCUCCUACCCAAUGGGACUAUCCUGACACAUGCCUCUAGUCACCCAAGAAUAUCAGUCCUCAAUGACGGUACACUUAAUUUCUCCAACGUCCUGGCAGCCGACACAGGCACCUACACCUGUAUGGUGUCCAAUGCGGCUGGGAAUUCCAAUGCCUCAGCCUACCUCAAUGUGAGUGCGGCCGAGCUUAAUACAUCCAACUUGAGCUACUUCACCACAGUGACUGUGGAGAUCUUAGGGCCCACCACUGAGAUGCCCAAACCCAAAACCACUACCACAGCUGCUUCUGCUGCUGGGGCUGGAGCAGCUGGAGGAGGGGGAGGCCCAGGGACUACAACUACAACUGCCUCUCCCUCUGUUUUUCAGCCAGUCUUCAUUUCCACACCCACUGUGCUGCUUCAGAGCACAGACAGCCCACCAGGUGCAGCCAAGCCAUCUGUGGUGCCAGGGCCUCGAGGUGUCACUAGCAAGCCAGGCAAAUCUGGGCCCAGCCUAGAUGAAGUAAUGAAGACCACCAAGAUCAUAAUAGGAUGUUUUGUGGCAGUGACGCUGCUGGCUGCUGUCAUGCUCAUUGCUUUCUACAAACUGAGAAAGCGCCACCAGCAGAGGAGCACAGUGGCGGCUGCCCGAACUGUGGAGAUCAUUCAGGUGGAUGAAGAGGACCUGCCACCACCAGCAUCUGCAGCUCAAGAGGCGGCUCUCGCACUGCCCGAAAUCCGAGACCACAACAGUAUACACAAACUGGAUUUUAUCAGCCACAAGACUGACUAUGGCUUUCACAAACCCAAGGCCGAGUACAAACCCCAGCCCGAUUUCACCCUUCACAAGCCCAAAGCAGAGUAUACCACAUAUAAACCCACUAUGGACUUCAGUAGCCACAAAUCCACCCCAGAUUACAGCACUCACAAAUCCACACCAGAUUUUAGCCUUCAUAGACCAAAGCCUGACUACAGCCCAUUUAGACAAGACUAUAGUACUCACAAACCUAAAUCAGAAUACAGUCCAUACAAACCGGACUUUGGAACUCACCCAAUAGCUAAAACGGACUAUAGCCCUUUCAAACCAGAUUACAGCACUCAUCCGAGACAGAAAACUGACUUCAGCCCAUUUAAAAGAGAUUACAGCACCCAACCAAAACCCAAACAUGACUACAGCCCAUUAAAGUCGGACUACAGUACACAUCCCAAGCCUAAAGCUGAAUACAGUCCAUUCAAACCCAACUGCAGCACUCACCCAAGACCUAAACCGGAUUACAAUGCCCAGAGAUCUAAACCUGACAACAGUAUGUACAAACCCAAGGAUGCUUUCACACCCCAUAAGACCACAGCUGACUACAGCGCCUUCAAGACUGAUUUCAGCACUCACAAAGCGGAUUACAGCGCCUUCAAAUCUGACUUUAGCCCCCACACCCAGAGAUCCAAAAUGGAUUACAGUCCUCACAAAGUGGACUACAGCCCUCAUAAGGUGGACUAUAGCACCCUAAAGCCCAAAUAUAACACCUAUAAACCAACUGGCCAUGGGGCAAAAUGGACAGACAACAAUGUUGGGAACUCUCUCCCUCGAACCUUGCCCAGCACCAUCACAGCCAUGGCUGAGCCCUUUGUCAUAAAAACUCACACCAAGGAGAAGGUACAGGAGACUCAGAUUUAAAAGGCCCCAAAAGCCUCCCACACCAUCCCAAGCUCCCUGCCAGCCCUGUCCUACUGCCCCCUCCCUCCCUUUCUCAUAAAAUCAUGCAAUAGAAUGCACAACAACAACAAAAAAAAGGACAGGAACUACUUUUGUACAGAGUGCAAACUUAAAGAGACUGAUGAUUUCUUGUUGUACAUGCUUAUAAAUAAAUAUAUAUAUAUAUAUAUAUAUAAAUAUAUAUAUAUACAUGGAAAAACUGAAACUACCAUGGGCUGGUGAGAGAGAAACAUAUAUUAAAAAGAAAUAAAUUGAAACUAUUUUCUAACUUGUAACUUCUAUUUAAAAAAAAAAAAAAAAACGAUGAGUUGUUUAAGAUGCUGUCUUGACUU
Myripristis murdjan (pinecone soldierfish) is the source of this 4557-nucleotide messenger RNA. It is a transcript of the gene lrrc4.1, whose product is annotated as leucine rich repeat containing 4.1. NCBI's taxonomy places the organism in Eukaryota, Metazoa, Chordata, Actinopteri, Holocentriformes, Holocentridae. The coding region runs from base 1373 to 4186 and encodes 937 amino acids. Gene Ontology annotation, molecular function: protein binding. Gene Ontology annotation, biological process: postsynaptic density protein 95 clustering; synaptic membrane adhesion; modulation of chemical synaptic transmission. The record is from RefSeq and is a predicted model, not a curated record. Gene Ontology annotation, cellular component: glutamatergic synapse; postsynaptic density membrane; plasma membrane. The transcript has a single exon.